Molecule: messenger RNA, 4529 nt
Organism: Meriones unguiculatus (Mongolian gerbil)
Lineage: Eukaryota; Metazoa; Chordata; Mammalia; Rodentia; Muridae
Gene: Mylk3
Product: myosin light chain kinase 3
Exons: 13
Coding region: 491-2899 (802 amino acids)
Biological process (GO): positive regulation of apoptotic process; protein phosphorylation; intracellular signal transduction
Cellular component (GO): cytoplasm; nucleus
Molecular function (GO): protein serine/threonine kinase activity; ATP binding
Source: RefSeq, a predicted model, not a curated record
UAUCAGCCUAAUUCUGCUGCUCUCGGCUUUUCUUAGUUGCCUGUAAUUCUUUGUGUAGGAAUAGGGUCCCGUGGAUUCCCCCUUCCUCGUUUGCAUGCUAAAAGACAUUUUUCUUCCAACCUUUAGUUAGCCUCAGCUGUAUGAACCCCAGCAUUCUCUGGGAAGGCUCUUAAAAUAUCUGCCGUCAGCAGCCUCUCAAAGAGGAAUGUUAAUUGUUACCAUGAUGUCAAAGAGGCCCCAGCAGAAGGGCCUGGGCCAAACUCAGCCUGUCAGUCUCUGGCAGUGGCUGAGUGGAAGAGAGGCAAGGCAGAAGCACAGAGAACCUGGCCCUCUCAGUUCCCCCAAAAGGCCCCAGAAGCAGGGCAGGCUGGCACUGUGUGGCAAGGGUCUUACCAUCUGAGGACAAUGGCCUUCCAGAUCUCACCAACUAAGUGAGAAGCAGGCCGGUGGUGUGUGUCCUUGUCUUUGCCCUUACCAAACCGGAAUUGGGAUGUCAGGCGUUUCAGAGGAGGAUCCUGAGGGUCUGGACUCCCUGGGCCUGCCAGCGUCGGGCAGAGCCUGCUUAGCCACCAUGGACAAAAAACUUAACGUGCUGAGUGAGAAGGUAGACAGACUCUUGCAUUUCCAAGAAGACGUCACAGAAAAGCUGCAGUGUGUGUGCCGAGGCGUGGGCCACCUGGAACAAGGUCUGCAGAGGCUGGAGGCCUCCCGGGAGUUGGGCCUGGCAGGGCCUGGCAGCACUCCCCCAGCCACCGCGCAGGCCUCGUGGCCUGAGGUCCUGGAGAUGCUGAGGGCUGUGCGGCAGGAGGGUGCCCAGCACGGUGCCAGGCUCGAAGCCCUCUUCAAGAUGGUGGUGGCUGUGGACAGGGCUAUUGCUCUGGUAGGGACGGCAUUCCAGAACUCAAAGGUGGAUGAUUUCGUCAUGCAAGGGAAGGUGCCCUGGAGAAAAGGCAGCCUGGCUGAUGGCCCUGAGGAGGAGCAAGCAGAAGUUGCAGGAGUAAAGCCAAAGCAUGUGCUGAAUACCAGGAGUGUGCAAGCCGACCCCUCCAGGAGGCCGUGGGAAGAGAGCCAGAAGGAAGACAUACCAGCGGGGACAGGAGAGAGGCUGCCUCUCCUCAUCAAUACUUCCUCUAAGGGAGCUGACUUUACUCAGGCAGGAGCCUCACUGAGACAGGGAGUUGAAGUUCUUGGCCCAGGCCAAGUACCCCCACCCACAGAAGCAGAAUCCAGGGUUCUGGAAACAUCCAGUGAGAACACUGGCACUACCCUGGAACUGUCUGUAGCGAUCGACAGAAUCAGCGAGGUCCUCACCAGCCUCAAGAUGUCACAAAGUGUGGGUCAAGGAACCUCGUCCAGCAAGCCUGACUGCUGCCCCUCAGAAGAGGCUGUGUGGCUGAGUUCAGGGCCUAGCCCUCAGCCCUUAGGGCCACUGACUCCAGCCAGUGAAGUUCACAAUGUUGAAGUACGUCGCAGGGUCUCUCUCCAUGUGCAAGGGAUGGCUACUCCUGAGGAGCUUUUUGAGACACAGAAGGGCAGUCCCACUGCCUCUGCAGAAGCUCCAGCACUUGUUGACCAUGAUGAGCAGGACCCACAUCCCAAAGGCCCUGGAACUGAAUUGGAAGACCAGAUCCCUAAAGGAACUCAGCCAUUUCUACCCCUGCCAAAGAGGAGCAGCAACAAUGGGGGAGUGAGUGCGGAGGAGACAGGGCCCGAGGCUGAGCCUAUCACAAGACCAAGCUUAGCCACAAAGGACUGGGGAGAUGAGACUGUGGGGACUACAGACAUGGACCCAGGAAGAGGAAACCCUGAGCCUGGGAAGAACCAGGCAGCCAAGGACUCAGAGAGCACUGAGGCCAGAAGGAGGGUGUCUGCUGCUGCAGAGGCUGCCAUCACGGUUCUAGAUGACAGUGCAGCACCCCCAGCCCCUUUUGAACAUCGGAUAGUCAGUGUCAAGGAUACUCUGAUCUCAGCAGGCUACACAGUGUCCCAACAUGAAGUCUUGGGAGGGGGCCGGUUUGGCCAGGUGCACAGGUGUACAGAGAGGUCUACUGGCCUUGCCCUGGCAGCCAAGAUCAUCAAAGUGAAGAGCAUAAAAGACCGGGAGGAUGUGAAGAAUGAGAUCAAUAUCAUGAACCAGCUCAGCCAUGUAAACCUGAUCCAACUUUAUGAUGCUUUUGAGAGCAAAAACAGCUUCACCCUGAUCAUGGAGUAUGUGGAUGGAGGUGAGCUCUUUGACCGGAUCACAGAUGAGAAGUACCACCUGACUGAACUGGAUGUGGUCUUGUUCACAAGGCAGAUCUGUGAGGGUGUGCAUUACCUGCACCAGCACUACAUCCUGCACCUGGACCUCAAGCCCGAGAACAUUCUGUGUGUCAGCCAGACAGGACAUCAAAUUAAGAUCAUUGACUUUGGGCUGGCUAGAAGAUACAAACCUCGGGAGAAGCUAAAGGUGAACUUUGGUACUCCAGAGUUCCUGGCCCCAGAAGUUGUUAACUAUGAAUUUGUCUCAUUCCCAACAGACAUGUGGAGUGUGGGAGUUAUCACCUACAUGCUGCUCAGCGGUCUGUCCCCAUUUCUGGGAGAAACAGAUGCAGAGACCAUGAAUUUUAUUGUGAACUGCAGCUGGGAUUUCGAUGCCGAUACCUUCAAAGGGCUGUCAGAGGAAGCCAAGGACUUUGUUUCCCGGUUGCUCAUCAAAGAGAAGAGCUGCAGGAUGAGUGCCACACAGUGCCUGAAACACGAGUGGUUAAGUCACCUCCCUGCCAAAGCCUCAGGCUCCAGCAUUCGUCUCAGGUCCCAACUGUUGCUGCAGAAAUAUAUGGCCCAGAGCAAAUGGAAGAAACAUUUCCACGUGGUGACUGCAGUCAACAGGUUAAAGAAAUUUCCAACCUGUCCCUAAUCUUUGGCUCUGCUGCUCCCCUGGGCCCAGGAAUUCUAGAGGCAACAUGAAGUGGUACUAUGAAGAGAAUAUUUGAGAUUUUUCAUAGUCUGGCACUUUGCUAUUAUUGAUUCUUCUUAUUUUGCAAAGAAUGAUGGAAAGAAGAAAGAGAAAGAAAAGAAGAAAAAAAGAGAAGAAAAGGAAAAGGAAGAAAGCAAGGAAAGAAAAAAGUUUGUUGUUUUUUUUCCUUGUAAAUUAAAAGUGGUUUUUGUUUUCUUAAGCCCUAAGAAUGUUUUGCUGUAAUAUUACCAGGCCUGAAAUGCUGCUUCCUCCCCAGUACCCUUACUUCUGGUAAUAACAGUAAGCAUGCUCAAAACAGACAGGAAAAUCCGCCUUGGCUUUUGGUCAAAUAUGAAUUCUAAACUUGUCAUGAUUUAAAAAACUCCUCAGGGAGAGAGGUGUGGACCUUGGGGCAGUUAGUUGCAGGAGUGGAGAAUGAAUAUGAUCAAAUCAUAUUGUAUAAAAUCCUUAAAGAAUUAAUAAAAUAUAUUUUCGAAAAGGAGUCAGUAGAUCUGGGCUGCUUGCAACUGUGGUCAGAGAAGCUUCUUUUUGCAGUGGGUAGUUAGAUCAAGGACUCAGAAUGGGUCAAAGCACAGAGUGUAACCGUGAGCCCUUGGCUGUGGACGAGUCACCGUAUCAACCCCCACCAUCCAAGGCUCAGGGAGCCUCACAGGAGAGGAGGCCGAAAGAACGUCAGAGUUGGUAGAUGAGGAUGGCUGCCGUGAAAUACUGUCUUCUAGACCUGACACGACCUUUGCAGGCAUCCAACUCAGAGAACCCAUACAGGAGCAAGUCUGUCGAACUGCAGCAUGGCUGGGAGGCAGCUCCUGAGGCCACCCCUGGUGGUGGAGGUCCUGGGAGCUGAUGGCUAAUGAGGCUGGGAGAGCUCUCCUUCAGCCUGUGGGAGCAGUCCUUUGUGCUCAGUGGAUGCUCCGUACCCAUGUGCGUGUGGGCAGCACUGAUUAGACUUGGGAGUUAAUAAGAGCAGAAAAUAAAUAAAAAGAGGACAGGAGUCAGGAGGGAGAUGGGAUGGGCGUUAGGGACAGUUGGAAGCAGGUAGACAGGUAUGAUCGAUAUGCUUUAUACUCAUACAUGGAGUGUCCAGAGAAUAAAAAAUAUCAUUUAAAAAGAGCUCAGUAGAUUAUUUUUCAAGGAAAGGCAUGGUUCCUUGCAGCAUUGUUUCUUCCAGUGCAAAGACCUCCAGUGUCAAGAAUUCCUAGAUUAUGACUGACUUAGGGGCUCUGCUCUCAGAAUAUGUGAGCAGACCAACCCUCAAUUAUGUCUUAACUUCUCUUUUAAGAAUCAACUUUGGCCAGGCAGCAGUGGUGCACACCUUUCAUCCCAGGCAGAGGCAGGUGGCUUUCCGUGAGUUCGAGGCCAGACUGGUCUAAAGAGUGAGUUCCAGGAAAGCCAAGGCUACACAGAGAAACUUUUACUUGGAAAAAAAAAACAAAAACAAACAAACAAACAAAGAACAAUUAAAAAAAUCAUUCAGGUAUAGUGGCUACAUCUACAAUCCUAAGCACUCAAAAUUCUGAAGCAGAAGGAUUACAACUUUGAGGCCAGAAAAAAAAAAAAGGAAAAAGAAAAA